AUGGGCAAAGUUCACGGAUCCCUUGCUCGUGCCGGCAAGGUCAAGUCUCAGACUCCCAAGGUUGAGCCCCAGGAGAAGCCCAAGACCCCCAAGGGUCGUGCUCACAAGCGCGAAAUCUACACCCGCCGUUUCGUCAACGUUGUCACCGGUCCUGGCGGCAAGCGCAAGAUGAACGCCAACCCCUCUGCUUAA
Neurospora tetraspora is the source of this 192-nucleotide messenger RNA. RefSeq names its product ribosomal protein S30. Gene Ontology annotation, molecular function: structural constituent of ribosome. The transcript is spliced from 3 exons. Gene Ontology annotation, biological process: translation. Lineage: Eukaryota; Fungi; Ascomycota; Sordariomycetes; Sordariales; Sordariaceae. Gene Ontology annotation, cellular component: ribosome; cytosolic small ribosomal subunit. The record is from RefSeq and is a predicted model, not a curated record. Bases 1 to 192 code for a protein of 63 amino acids.